AUGGGCAACCCAGGUGCAGUGGCACUCACUGCUAGCACUGGCAUUGCGGCGGCAAACAUAGGAGGACAAACUAUCCAUUCGUGGGUGGGCUUCUCUGAAGCCAAGCUUGGUAAGCCCGAUGUCGCAGGGGAGGUGAGAAGAUCUGCGCCGCAGGCUGUGGAACGCUGGACGUCCGCCAAAGUGCUGAUCAUUGAUGAAAGUGCGUAG
Messenger RNA from Schizophyllum commune H4-8, 207 nucleotides. RefSeq lists its product as uncharacterized. Bases 1 to 207 code for a protein of 68 amino acids. Gene Ontology annotation, molecular function: DNA helicase activity. Gene Ontology annotation, biological process: telomere maintenance; DNA repair. The record is from RefSeq and is a predicted model, not a curated record. NCBI's taxonomy places the organism in Eukaryota, Fungi, Basidiomycota, Agaricomycetes, Agaricales, Schizophyllaceae. The transcript has 3 exons.